CCUGAAAAGUGACAUCACGUUGUUCACCUGCAUUACUGCGUUCUACUGAACGUUGUAGGUGUUACGUUGCUUUUUAUUCUAUAUAUAUUUAAGUGCCUCUUAAUUAAAGUGUUUAAUGGGUUCCUCUGCUCGUCUCAGACCUUACAUGAAUGAUAACGGACCAUUAAUUCUGGAUGGCGGACUGGCAACUGAACUGGAAGCGCAGGGAUUUAAAUUACAGGGAGACCCUCUGUGGAGCGCCAGGCUUCUGCACACUGACCCCCAGGCCAUCAGAGAAGCCCACUACAGGUUUCUCCUCAGUGGAGCGGAUGUUAUCACAACAGCUACGUACCAGGCGAGUAUUUCUGGAUUCAUUAAACACCUGGACGUGAGCAGUGAACGCGCCAGAGAGCUGCUGAUGUCUGGAGUUCAUCUCGCCAAAGAGUCCGUGGACAGAUUCGUCUCCGACACUCGUCCAGCAGGACCGAGGCGUCCGCUGGUGGCCGGCUCUGUUGGACCGUACGGGGCCUUUCUGCUCGACGGCUCCGAGUACACCGGGGAUUAUGCAGCGGAGAUGAGUGUUGAAGGUUUUAAAGUUUGGCAUCGGCCUCAGAUCGAAUGCUUAGCGGCUGCAGGAGUCGACCUCGUCGCCUUUGAGACGAUCCCGAGUCUGAAGGAGGCGCAGGCUCUGCUGGAGCUGCUCAGAGAGUUCCCCAACACCAACGCCUGGCUGUCCUUCUCCUGCAGGGAUGGGCAGCGGAUAUCAGACGGCGGUGCGUUCAAAGACGCGGUGCAGAUUGUGAACAGAUCCACGCAGCUGGUUGCCGUCGGGGUGAACUGCUGCUCCCCGGAGCUGCUGGAGCCGCUGCUGGCCUCUGCAGGAUCCCUGCGCACAGACGCCAGCUGGGUGGUGUACCCCAACAGUGGAGAGGACUGGGACUCUGAGCACGGGUGGCGAACGUCAGAGAAAGCGUCCGCAUCCAUACCUGCUCUCAGCCACACGUGGAUGAAGCAAGGCGCCGCUUUGAUCGGUACGUUUCUCUUUAAGUUUCUCCUGUUUUUAUGAGUUUUCUCUGACGAGUUUGUUCUUCUCCUUCUUCUUCUCUUCUUCUUCUUCUUCUUCUUCUUCUCUCUUCUCUUCUUCUUCUUCUUCUCCUACUUUCUUUCU
Messenger RNA from Cottoperca gobio, 1147 nucleotides. Its product is annotated as homocysteine S-methyltransferase 1. Gene Ontology annotation, molecular function: S-adenosylmethionine-homocysteine S-methyltransferase activity. The transcript is spliced from 7 exons. Bases 116 to 1045 code for a protein of 309 amino acids. Gene Ontology annotation, biological process: S-methylmethionine cycle. The record is from RefSeq and is a predicted model, not a curated record. NCBI's taxonomy places the organism in Eukaryota, Metazoa, Chordata, Actinopteri, Perciformes, Bovichtidae.